CACUGUACCCACCUCUUCCGCGCACCUUUCUUCUAUAUAAAAAUCUCCCUCUCCUCUCUAACCUAAUCCCUUCUCUCUCUAGUCUUCCCCAUCUCGCUCCCUCCCUCUCUAUCCCUUCCUCUCUUGAGAUUUUCAGUCAUGGCGGAGGAAACAGAGAAGAAGGCUUCGGAUUCGUCGCCGGCGGAAGGGGUGGUGGUUUCAGAGGCGAAAACAGGGGAAAAAGAUCCGCCGGUGGUGGCUGCUAAGGUGACGGAGGAGGAGACGAAGAAGCCCACGGAGGAGGCUCCGGCCGCGGUGGCCUCAGUUUCGUUCAAGGAGGAGAGCAAUCUCGUCGGCGAUCUCCCGGAGCCCGAAAAGAAAGCCCUUGAUGAGCUCAAGCAGCUUGUUCAAGCAGCUCUUUCUAAUAACGAGUUUAAUCCACCACCACCGCCGCCUCCUCCUCCCCCUAAAUCCGAGGAGCCCCCUGCCUCCGAGGCCAAGGUGGAGGAACCCGCAGCCGCAGAACAGACGUCUGCUGCUCAGGAGAAAGCUGAGGUUACCGCGCCGGCGGAGCACAAGGCGGAAGAAACCGCCGCCCACACUUCUGAAGAGCCGGCCGUCGCACCUUCAGAUGCGCCGAAAGUAGUAGAAUCGGUGGAGAUUAAGACAGUGGUGGUUGACGAUGAUGGAGCGAAGACUGUGGAGGCUAUCGAGGAGACCGUUGUACCUGUAACCCCACCUGCACCUGUCGUUGAAGCGGUGGCUCCGACGGCAGAAACGGGGACUGAUAAAGAACCCAUUAAAGAGCCUGAAGCUGCGGCGUCUGUUGAAGCCCCGCCGGUGGUUACUCCAGCGGAGGAGUUCAUCUGGGGGGUUCCUCUUGUUGGGGACGAAAAGAGUGAUACUGUUCUGCUGAAGUUUCUCAGGGCUAGGGAUUUCAAGGUGAAGGAUGCUCUCGCCAUGAUCAAGAACGCUGUGAUUUGGAGGAAGCAGUUUGGGAUCGAGAGUCUGCUGGAGGAGGACCUUGAGGUUCCGGAGCUGGAGAAGGUGGUGUUCUACCAUGGACAGGAUAAGGAAGGUCAUCCUGUUUGCUAUAAUGUUUAUGGAGAGUUUCAGGACCCGGAGCUCUAUGCGAAGGCCUUUGGGGACGAAGAGAAGAGGGAGAAGUUUUUGAGGUGGAGAAUUCAGUUCCUUGAGAAAGGGAUUAGGCAGCAACUGGACUUUAGUCCCAAAGGAGUUUGCACCAUGGUGCAGAUCACUGAUCUUAAGAACGUCCCAGGACCAGGAAAGAAGGAGCUCCGGCAGGCCACCAAGAAGGCUUUAGCUCUACUCCAGGAUAACUAUCCUGAGUUUGUGGCCAAGCAGGUGUUUAUAAAUGUUCCAUGGUGGUACCUUGCAUAUAACCGAGUGAUUAGUCCGUUCUUUACACAGAGGAGUAAGAGCAAGUUUGUUUUCGCUGGUCCUUCCAAAUCUGCAGAAACCAUAUUCAGGUACAUAGCCCCAGAAUACGUUCCAGUUCAAUAUGGAGGUCUUAGCAAAGAAAAUGAUACAGAUUUCACUUCUUCUGAUGCUGUUACUGAGGUCAUCAUUAAGCCCUCAAGCAAACACGUUAUUGAGUUGCCUUCUACUGAGCCAUCCCUUAUCAUAUGGGAGCUCCGAGUAUUAGGAUGGGAUGUGAGUUACAGUGCGGAGUUCGUUCCAACAUCAGAGGAAGGUUACACAGUGCUGGUGCAGAAGGCACGGAAGUUCUCUGUCGCCGAUGAACCCUACGUAAAAAGCAGCUUCAAGGUGGGUGAGCCAGGAAAGAUUGUUCUAAGCAUUGACAAUGCCACGACGAAGAAGAAGAAGCUCCUCUACAGAUCGAAGACUAAGAGCAACACUGAAUCUGCAUAAGUUCAUUCAAAAACUUUGUGAAAAACCAAAGAGGAAAGUAAAUGGUGGGAGUGAUUUAUGAUUAAAGGUUGAAUUUUUUUCCGUUUUUUCUUUGAUUGGUUUCUCUUAAUGGUUAAUUAUAUGUUUUAUUAUUGUGUUGGUUUGUUAAAAAAAAUGAAAAAGUUGUGUUCUUUGAGGAGUAGAAAGGGUGAGGGGUUCUGUAAAUCCUCCAAGACUUGACCUUUGUGGAAUAUUUCUCUUGUUUAUCAAUAUUUGCUGUCAUUGUUGGACAACUUGCA
This is a messenger RNA of Phalaenopsis equestris, 2150 nucleotides long. RefSeq names its product patellin-3-like. The transcript is spliced from 5 exons. Gene Ontology annotation, molecular function: lipid binding. The record is from RefSeq and is a predicted model, not a curated record. Lineage: Eukaryota; Viridiplantae; Streptophyta; Magnoliopsida; Asparagales; Orchidaceae. The coding region runs from base 139 to 1872 and encodes 577 amino acids.